This is a messenger RNA of Echinops telfairi (small Madagascar hedgehog), 1006 nucleotides long. RefSeq names its product olfactory receptor 7D4-like. The transcript has a single exon. Gene Ontology annotation, biological process: G protein-coupled receptor signaling pathway. The record is from RefSeq and is a predicted model, not a curated record. Gene Ontology annotation, molecular function: G protein-coupled receptor activity; olfactory receptor activity. Gene Ontology annotation, cellular component: membrane. NCBI's taxonomy places the organism in Eukaryota, Metazoa, Chordata, Mammalia, Afrosoricida, Tenrecidae. Bases 65 to 1006 code for a protein of 313 amino acids.
AUGCCAGUUGACUGUUCAUUGAACAUUGCUUUCUACUUUCUAUUGCAGGAAAUACUCCAGCCACAUGGAAGCAGGAAACCAAACAAAAAUUUCAGAAUUCCUCCUGCUGGGCCUCUCUGAGGAUCCUGAACUUCAGCCUCUCUUCUUUGGUGUCUUCUUGUCCAUGUACCUGGUCACUGCGCUUGGGAACCUUCUCAUCAUCCUGGCUGUUAGCGCUGAUCCGUACCUCCACAGCCCCAUGUACUUCUUUCUCUCAAAUUUGUCUUUUGUUGACAUCUGUUUCAUCACCACUACGAUCCCAAAGAUGUUGGUGAACAUCCAGACACAGAGCAAAGACAUUUCCUAUAUAGGGUGUCUCGCUCAGGUGUAUUUUUUCAUGAUCUUUGGUGGACUGGACAAUUUUCUCCUGACUGUCAUGGCAUAUGACAGGUUUGUGGCCAUCUGUCACCCCCUGCACUACACAGUCAUCAUGAAUCCCAAGUUCUGUGGCUUGCUGGUUCUGAUGUCUUGGGUCAUUAUUUUCUGGGUCUCCUUGAUCCACAUUUUACUGAUGAUGCGACUGAAUUUCUGUACAGCGACUGAAAUCCCACAUUUCUUCUGUGAACUGGCUCAGAUGAUCAAAGUGGCCUGCUCUGAUACCCUCAUCAAUAACAUCUUCUUGUACUUGGCAACUGCCCUGCUGGGUGUGUUUCCCCUCAUUGGGAUCCUCUUCUCUUACUCUCAGAUCAUCUCCUCCUUAAUGAGAAUGUCCUCUGCUGGGGACAAGUAUAAGGCCUUUUCCACCUGUGGUUCUCAUCUUUCCGUGGUCUCCUUGUUCUAUGGGACAGGCCUUGGGGUCUACCUCACUUCUGCUGUGACUCAUUCUUCCCAGAGAAGCUCCAUUGCCUCAGUCAUGUACACUGUGGUCACACCCAUGCUGAACCCCUUCAUUUACAGCCUAAGGAACAAGGAUGUGAAGGGAGCCCUGAAAAGUCUUCUAAGUAGAGCAGUUUUUGGCCCACGAUGA